UUUAUGCCCGGGGCCUCGGCAGGAAGAGGCCCUCAGACAAGGCCUCUCAUUGUUAGAGCGAGUGCUUCAGCAGCACGGCCUCUCCGGGAAGGUUAUGUGCGGGCACCAUGUGCAGCUGUAUGCGGAGCCAGGACUGUGUAAUAUGCGGAGGUAUUCACAAUGAGGAUUUAUAGAGAAAAUAACUCUUGGAGCUCUGAUAUGGAUAUUGUGAGUUGCAAGAAAAAACAUGAUAAUUCAAUAUCAACCGCUGUAAAGUAUGAAAGCAUCUCUGUUGAAGCCAGUUAUGAUUUUAACACACAUACAUCAUGGAUAGAAAAAAAUGACACCACUGAAUCUUCAAAAAGCUUUAAUGACACAAACAGUAAGCAAAAACUACAGGAUACCUUUAAAGAAAUUGUCAGUGGCACUGAAAACCUAUGUGAAAUCUUUUCAGAAUUGGCUGCUACAAAUGUGGAAUUUAACAAGGAACCAAUAGCAAAUAAGCUCUGCCCAUCAGAUGGCGUUGCUCAUAUAUGUGUACAUUGUGGUAAGAACUUUGUUCGAAAGUCAGAUUUGACAGUACAUCAACGGAUACACACGGGUGAGAGACCUUAUAAGUGUUCAUAUUGUGGUAAGGGCUUCUGCCAAGCAUCUAUGGUAAGACGCCAUGAGAGAACACACACAGGAGAAAAACCCUAUAAGUGUUUAGAUUGUGGUAAGUCAUUUUCUCGAUCCACAUCUCUUUUGGUUCACAAAAAUAAACACACCGGAGAAUUUGCAUUUAAAUGUGAUUGUGGAAAAACCUUCAGCAGCAACACUCUUCUACAAAAGCAUCGCCAUACUCAUAUGUAUCAGCAGUAUUCUUGUCAAAUUUGCGGCAGUGUUUUUAAGAAUCAGCUGGAUCUUAGAACACACAAGCACAACCAACAUUCUAAAAAAUCCUUUUCCUGUCUCCAAUGUGGAAAAACCUUUGCACGAUUUCAUCUACUUAAAAGUCACCAAAGAAAACAUGUUGCUUUGGCAAAUCGUGGGAUUACCGAAAAACUGUCUAACAAAAGUUUAUCUGAUUUGCACAGCUUGGAAAAACCCCAUGAACAAGAGCAGAAACAGCCCAAGGUUGAGAAUGAUGGAGUCUCUGCCGACAUUUCUACCACACAUGUAGUUACUGAAUAUCGUCUGACCAUUUGUCCUGAUCGUGGGAAGGCCUUUAAUACUCCCUCAGUGCUACAUAAACAGGCGACUCAUGAGCAGGGAUGUCUUUUCUGUGCAGAAUGUGGAAAAUCCUUUGUUCGAAAAUCUGACUUGACUGUACAUUUGCGCAUACAUUCUGGUGAAAGGCCAUACAAGUGUUCCUACUGUGGUAAGGGCUUCUGCCAAGCAUCAAUGCUGAGACGUCAUGAAAGAACACACACAGGAGAGAAACCCUACCAGUGCUCAGACUGUGAUAAGUCUUUCUCUCGUUCCACCUCCCUACUUAUUCAUAGGAACUCACAUAUUAAAGAUAAGCCAUUUAAAUGCAAAUCUUGUGAUCUGACCUUCUCCAACACAGCUCAGCUGCGUCAACACAGUAAGAACCAUAGAGGCACUUCCACAUUAUCUUGUGAUAUGUGCAAUAAAUCUUCUAACCAGGACAAUAUCUGUGACAUGCACCAACCUAUUAAAGGUAAUUCAGAGCUGUUUCUUUGUUCUGUCUGUGGGAGAACAUUCAACAGUGCUUCUGGGCUACAAAGACACUUACACACGCACAUCCAACACCCUUAUCCUUGUAAUACUUGUGGUGAGGUCUUUAAUAGUAGAUUUGACUUUCGCAUACACCAACGCACACAUCCACCUGACAGGCCUUUCACCUGCCCUCAGUGUGGGAAAUGUUUUCCACGCCUAAACCUCUUGCAAAUCCAUCAAAAUACACACACUGGCAGCAGGCCAUAUGAGUGCUCUUUUUGUAAAAAAACAUUCUCUGAUCCAUCCACUCUAAGACAGCAUCGGCAGCGGCAUCAAGGACUAAAACAGCCUGAGUUUGUAGAGAAGGAAAAUCCUGUAGACAAAGAGAUUGCUCUCUCUUCUGUUCUCAUUGAUAAUUGUCCAUAUGUAUGCGUUAAGUGCAGCAAGACAUUCAGUAGCCCUUCAGCUUUGCAAAAACACCAGCAGUCUCAUGACAAGGAAAGUCUUCUUUGUGCAGAGUGUGGUAAGAAAUUUGCUAGAAAAUCAGACUUGACUGUGCACUUGCGCAUACACACAGGUGAGAGGCCUUAUAAAUGUUUAUACUGUGGGAAAGGAUUUUGCCAAGCAUCCAUGGCACGGCGACAUGAGAGGACACACACUGGAGAAAAACCAUAUCAGUGCCCAGACUGUGACAAGUGCUUCUCGCGCUCUUCUUCUCUCCUGAUCCACAGGAAUAAGCACAUGAGCGAGAAGCCAUUUAAAUGUGUUUUGUGUGAUCAAACGUUUCAGAAUCCAAACCAGUUACAUAUGCAUUUAAAGACUCAUGGUAAUGUCCUUGAUAUAAAUGCAGAGCAAUGCAACCCCCCAUAAAUGAUUGAAUAACUGUGCUUUGAGUAAUUUUAUUGUAUUGUACAGCAUACUGCUAUUUAUGUUUUUUUCUGUAUUCCUUACAAAUUUACAAGAAAAUGAAUUUAUAUUAAGAGGCUGCAGACAUAUAAAACGGUGGUCUUUAAAUCUACAUUAAAUGAAUGCGCACAUGG
This is a messenger RNA of Bombina bombina (fire-bellied toad), 2681 nucleotides long. Its product is annotated as zinc finger protein 420-like. The coding region runs from base 160 to 2511 and encodes 783 amino acids. The transcript is spliced from 2 exons. Gene Ontology annotation, molecular function: DNA-binding transcription factor activity, RNA polymerase II-specific; RNA polymerase II transcription regulatory region sequence-specific DNA binding. NCBI's taxonomy places the organism in Eukaryota, Metazoa, Chordata, Amphibia, Anura, Bombinatoridae. The record is from RefSeq and is a predicted model, not a curated record. Gene Ontology annotation, cellular component: nucleus. Gene Ontology annotation, biological process: regulation of transcription by RNA polymerase II.